GGGCGGGCUGAGCCGCGCCGGCUCCCUGGAGAGCCGCAUGGUAGCGGCUUGGCAGGCGGCCAUCGUCCGCCCGGCGCGGGGCUGGGGGCGCGUCGCCGUCGGGUAGGUCACCGGGAGUGCGUGUGUGCGCGGGCCUCGAGCGGCAGGCGGAGCAUCGCUGAGCGGAGCAACGCUGAGCGGAGUGGGGCGGACGCGGCCGCUGCCCGCUGCGGUGCGCUGCGCUGAGCUGAGCUGAGCGGGCCGCUGGGCGGUGCGGGCUGCGCGCUGUGACUCGGGGCGGCUCGCCCCGGUUCGCUGUCUGCAAAAUGGUGUGUACAGGGAGGGUGACUGGGAGAGAGCAGAUCGUUCCCCAGAGAACAGGAGCGGCGGAGGGCUGGGGGCAGUGACGAGGUGUGAGGUGGUUGGUUGGACGGAGCGAGGCCUUCUCACGAAGGUAGAGAUGGGAAGAAGAAGACCAGUGGUACCCUGGAGUGCAAUAAGAACGUGGCCAGCAGGUCGAGGGAGGUGAUCUUCCUUUUGUUCUACCCUGGUGAGGCCAGAUCUGGAGUGCUGGGUCCAGUUCUAGGCUCCCCAGUUCCAAAAACAGAGAUUUUCUAGAAAGAGUGUAGUAGGGGAUGCCUGGGGGCCUGGAACAUCUCCUGUGUGAGGAAAGGCUGAGAGACGUGGGGCUGUUCAGCCUGGGGAAGAGAAGGCUGAAGGGGAUCUGGUUAGUGCUUAUAUCUAAAGGCAGAAGUCAGGUGGGGCCAGGCUCUUUUUGGCAGUGUGCAACAAUAGGACAAGGGGCAGCGGGCACAAACUUAAAACACAGGAAGUUCCAUACUAACACAAGGAAGAACUUAUUUACUGUCACAGUGACAGAGCACUGGAACAGCCUGCCCAGAGAGGUGGUGGAGUCUUGUUCUUUGGAGAUGCUUAAGACUUGCCUGGAUGCCUACCUGUGCAAGCUGCUGAAGGGAAGCUGCUUUAGCAGGGGGUUGGUCUCAAUGAUCUCUAGAGGUGCCUUCCAGCCCUUAUAAUUCUGUGAAUGGAAUCAAAGGGAAGAAAUGAGAGAGGGAAGAGGAUAGGAAAGAACAGUGGACAUUAAAACACCUGUGUGUGCGUGGUGAAGUCCAGCACUCUUUUUAACCUGCAAAGAAAGAGGGUUGGGGAAAGUUCAGGAAUGUCACAUCGAUCUGAAAAGCUGGGUUUAAAUCUGACCAUUAACCUUGGUAAUAUAUAUUGCACUUGACUAAUUUUCUUUUAAGUAGAAGGACGUGACAGAAUAACUUGUCUUUGACCAUGAGGUUCAGCCUUCAAGUGUUGGAAAAAGUUAUACAGCAUAAUUGAUGCAGAGCUGAUACAGUGUUAAGAGUCUGUCAUGCUCUUGUGUUAUGGUUGAUACAGACUUUCUUCCCUGAAUAUGUUGCAGAUAGUUUUUUCAAUAUCUCAUGCCUUCUUCUCUUUCACCAUACCUUCACUGGAAGAGACAAUUACCUUCAGUUUGUUCCUUGCUUCUUUGCCUUAAAGGGACUGAUUGUGUAUGUGUAUAUAUAUAUAUUUAUAUAUAUAUAUUUAUAUAUAUAUAAAACAGAUGCCCACACCAGACACCCAGGGCCUCAAAGUUCACCAGCAGAAGCAGUUCAUUAGUAGCACAUUCCUGCUGUUAGGGGAGUUUAUUGAAAGCAAGAAGUGUGUUAGCAGAGGAGGGAGAGGGAAGACAGCUGGAAGAUGAUUAGAAGCGUCUCACUUGAAAGAACUGUUACUUGGUUUAUGUCCCCUUGCGUCUUUAAUGAUCAUUAAAACAUGAGAUUGCUGACCUUUUGCUGCAGUGAGACUGUGGCUAAAACGCCAUUGAUGCUUAUUGCUUCUUUGCUUUUCUCUGCUCGGCGAGGGGAUUUUUCUCUCUUUAGCGUACCAGGCAAUGCACAGCGCAGAGGAUUUCUGUUCUAGUAUGAAGUGUGUUACAUGCUGCACUGAAAACCCUUGAGGUUUUUCAUGUCCUUUAUUCUGUACGAUGCAGCCUUGCUGUGCUGGGACCAAGUCAUGCAUCAAAGGUCACCGACAAGGAGGAAUGGCCAUGUGUUUUGAGCGGGUAUGCAAGGAGGCAUUGGUAUUCAGAGUGUUGUGGACGGAUGCUGAGUAGGUUGGAGAUCUCGGGAAAGCUUUGAAGAUUGUUUGGAUCCCUGUUGCAUGAUCCCUGAAAGCAUGGGACAGAGGAACAGAACCACAGAAUUGUAGGGGAAAGCACACUUAAGAACAGUUCCAGAACCACAGAAUCAUUUGAGGUAGAAGGGACCCUUAAUGGCCAUCAGUCCAACGCCCCCUCACACACAGCACAUCAGGUGCUCAGAGCCUCCCAGCCCGACCUUGGUGUCUGCAGGGACGAGGCACCACCGCCCUUCUGGGCAACCUGUGCCAGCGCCUCACUGCUUUUAGUGUAAAAAACUUUUUCCUUACAUUCAAAGUAAGUCUCCCCUCCUGUAGUGUGAAACUAUUUCCCCUUGUGUUAUCACAGCAGACCCUGCUAAAGAGUCUGUCCCCUUCUUUCUUACAGCCCAUUUAGAUGCUGAAAGGCCACUUUCAUGUCUCCCCAGAGCCUUCUCCUCUACAGGCUGCACAGCCCCAGAAAAUGCUAUAGUAACUGCUCAUGUGAGCUUAGUAAAUAUCUUGCUUAUAUCAGUAUCUCUCUGAAACCCAGGAACAGAAACAAGUGCUCAUAAUUUUGCCCUGAAAUACACAAGUAAUGCAUGCUAGAUGUUUCCUGGAGGCCUGGUUCCAGCCCAGAAACUUUCCUGUUCUCUUUGAAUUUGACUCGCUGUGCUUAAAUCGCUGUAAUUUGUAAUUUGUGGGGACUGGAAGGCUUGUGCCGCAGGUGUCAUUUCAUCUAUGUCUUCUAAGUCAGCUCUUAUAACUUCCCAGAUGAUGCUGAAUUCUUCUUUUCUUCCGUUUGAGAGGAGGAGGCAAGCUAUCUGUGGAAAUUCAGGGUGGUUCUUGGAAGUUGGAAGUCUUUAAGUGUUUCAACUGAAGUGUCUCUCUUGACUUCUUGUAAACAGAACUGGCCCAGAGUCAAUGCCUGCGUUGACGUGGUUCUUUCUGGUGUGAAGUUGUUGGAGGCACUUGGUCUUAAACCUGGGUCGGGAAAAAAUCACGAUGUCCUGAACUCCAGACAGGACCUGAGAGAAGCAUUCACUCACUUCAUGGAGAAAGGAGCGGCUGCCGAACGCUUCUUCAGCGAUGCAGAGUCCUUCCAUCACAUCGCACAGACUGCCUCAGAGCACCCUGGUGCACAGCUUUACGUUGGAGGCAAUGCUGCUCUCAUUGGUCAGAAGCUUGCAGCAAAUCCAGAUCUGAAGAUCCUCCUUUGUGGCCCAGUUGGUCCCAAGCUCCAUGAACUACUAGAUGACAGUGUAGUCGUGCCACCUGAAUCCAUGCAGGAAAGAGAUGAGUUCCAUCUUAUCCUGGAGUAUCAAGCAGGUGAAGAGUGGGGGCAAGUGAAGGCACCCAACGCCAACCGUUUUAUCUUCUCCCAUGACUUAUCAAAUGGUGCCCUAAAUAUGCUGGAAGUGUUCGUGUCCAGCUUGGAGGAGUUUCAGCCUGAUCUUGUGGUGCUUUCAGGACUUCACAUGAUGGAAGGCCAGAGCAAGGAGAUGCGACACAGACGACUUAUGGAGGCAGUAGCCUCCAUCUCUGACAUUCCUACUGACAUUCCUAUACACCUGGAGCUGGCCAGUAUGACUGAUCAGGACUUUAUGAGCAACAUUGUGCAUCAGCAGGUCUUUCCCCUGGUGAACUCCAUUGGUCUGAACGAGCAGGAGCUGCUCUUCCUCACACAGUCAGCCUCUGGUCCCCACGCCUCCCUGGCUUCCUGGAAUGGUGUCCCUGAUGUGGGUGCCGUCAGCGACAUCCUCUUCUGGAUCCUGAAGGAGCACGGGAAGAUUGCGGACCGGGCCUCGGAUCUCACACGGAUCCACUUUCACACGCUGGCCUACCACAUCCUUGCCACAGUGGAUGGGCACUGGGGCAACCAGGUGGCUGCCGUGGCUGCCGGAGCCAGAGCGGCAGGGGUGCAGGCCUGUGCGACUGAAACCAUCGAUACCAGCAAAGUCUUUCUUAAGGCUCCUCUGGAGUUUGUGACCUCCCAGAUAGACGCACCUUCCAAAAUAUCCUUAAAUCCAGAUGAGCCAGUGGUGCAUUGGCACAGAGAAGGCAUCUCCUUCCAUUUCACGCCUGUUUUGGUGUGCAAAGAUCCUGUGCGGACUGUGGGACUUGGGGAUGCUAUUUCAGCUGAAGGACUGCUAUAUUCAGAAAUAUAUCUUCAGUAGAGGACUGAAGUCCCCUUUGUCUCCAGUACUGUACGGUGUCUGAGGAACUGUGCUGUUAGCAUUAGGAUUUCAGCCAGUGCUGAUAUAGGAACAGAAUCAGGGUGCAGUAUGUCUUCUGGAUAUAACAGAAGAGCCAAAGAAUAAUUCCAGGUGUAAACCGUCAGAUACAUUCCAGUCAUUUUGCAGUGACUAGAACGCUUUAUGAAGUGCAGAGGUUUUCGUAUUUAAUGUGAAAAUUGGCUUUUCUUUGUCUUAAGCAUGUGGGGAGGGACAAAAAUAAUCAAAAUCCACAUUUGGAGCAGGUCUGCUCUUUGUAACUGCACAUGGCCCUUGUCUGCUAGUGCUGGAAAGUGUGGCAGCCCUGAGAGCUUCCUCCCCAUGGAUCCCAGGGAGAGCACAGCGCUGCUCAGCCCUGUCUUGCUUAUGAUAAAGUAAAAAUAGAAAGCUUCUGCAUUAUCUCCUCACAGCACAUGGCUAGGUGGCAGGAGCAAACCUUCCGCUCGUUCAGUGGGCUGAUGAAAUCUGUUCCUGACAAAAUUACCUCUCAACCUCAGUGCCCCUGCAGCGGAGGGAGCCAGAGCCCGAAAAUGUGAUGCACACUGUACCCACUCCUUAAAUGCACAGGGAAAGGUGGGCUCAAGGCAGUUUAAAUCAUGUUGGGUAUCUGUUGUUUCUGUGACUGACAGGAUUCAGCUAGUUGCCUGCAGUUAGUCUUGGGGCAACUGAAAGUGAAGAUAUUCAGGGUUUAUAUUUGGGGAGACAGCUUUAUAUUUUUGUCGGGUAAACAGCAAAAUGUUAACUGUGUCUGCUACAUGCUACAUACCAAGAGCCACAGCCAUGGGGGCUUGCUGCUUGCUCCCUUUGCUAACAGCUGCUUACAUGGGGUGUUGUACAGCGUACAGCAACCUGCUGAGUGCUGGAGACUGAUUUUUUGUUUGGGAACUGUUGUGCAGUUUUCUUCAGUUUCGCUGCCUUCUAUUCAGACGGAUUCAUUAGGGAAGGGCCCUCAGAAGCUCUAAGUGUUUAGCAGGGAAGGCUGAUGGGAGGAGCUUUUUUUCUUCUCUUUGACAAGGUCACCGGGCUGUCUUUGCUCUGGACAGCCUUUGGAAUUAAAAAAAAAAAAGAGCUGUGUCUUAUCAGUCGAAUUGCAUAGUAUCAUGGCCUUGCUAGUUUAGAAAUCUUGUUUAAUAUGUGUAUUGUUUAAUACAUUAUUUAUAUAUUUUUUUACCUUUUGCUAAUAGCCCACCAUUCUUUGCACAGCGUCAGUAUUCUUUUUAUCUCUUUUCCAGCAUAGCUUUGCCUCUUUCCACUUCCAGGACCUAUUUCCAUAGCUAUCGUACAGAUAUUUUCCGUGUGACUGAAUUAAAUGCAGCCAGCGUGUCUGUGCAAGCUUGUGCUGUACCAGGAUUGUAGGAGGUCACUGUUUGCAUCCAAGCAGCGGAGAGGAGAGUCAGGAUCACUUAGGCUGGAAUGAUCAGUUUCAGCAAGGCUGCUGUAUGGUGUUCAGUAAUGUUCUCCUGGUGGAAAACAGCAUUAUGAAUGCUCUGUAAGGACAAAAAUUGACAUCUGUUCGAACCUGUAUGGAUGUCACGCAAAAUGUUAUCUGUCAAUAUGUAUUUAACUGCUCCUCUCUCUCUGAGCAAAGUCUUCUGUGUUGUACCAGAGGAGAAACGGUCAGUGCUGUGUUUUCCCAUUGCAUAUCCCAUCCUGGCCUUUUGUUGACUCUUCAGUAUCUAUCUCAGUGCAGGAUCUUCUUAAGACUGGAAGCCUUUCUCUUCAGUGUCUUUUUUAAAAUCAUUAUUUAUAAACUGUAGCGCGGGACUUGGAGUUCUGGUUUAGUCUUCCUACAGGGAAAAAAAAACAAAUAAAAAAUGUCUCCUGA
Gallus gallus (chicken) is the source of this 6183-nucleotide messenger RNA. RefSeq names its product ADP dependent glucokinase (gene ADPGK). Bases 3177 to 4301 code for a protein of 374 amino acids. Gene Ontology annotation, biological process: glucose metabolic process. Gene Ontology annotation, cellular component: endoplasmic reticulum. Gene Ontology annotation, molecular function: ADP-specific glucokinase activity. The record is from RefSeq and is a predicted model, not a curated record. The transcript has 7 exons. NCBI's taxonomy places the organism in Eukaryota, Metazoa, Chordata, Aves, Galliformes, Phasianidae.